Messenger RNA from Linderina pennispora, 1033 nucleotides. RefSeq names its product UAA transporter. The annotation marks the transcript as partial. NCBI's taxonomy places the organism in Eukaryota, Fungi, Kickxellomycota, Kickxellomycetes, Kickxellales, Kickxellaceae. Gene Ontology annotation, molecular function: UDP-N-acetylglucosamine transmembrane transporter activity. The record is from RefSeq and is a predicted model, not a curated record. Gene Ontology annotation, cellular component: Golgi membrane; endoplasmic reticulum membrane. Gene Ontology annotation, biological process: transmembrane transport. The transcript has 3 exons.
GGUGGCUGUCGGUGCUUGGGCUUUAUAUUCGGCGGGUGCUGCUCGAACGUGUUUGCGCUGGAGCACCUUGUGCGGGAGGUGCCGAAGAGCGGCAACCUGAUAACGUUUGCGCAAUUCCUGUUCAUCACGCUGAUUGGACUGCCGUCGUACGUAUACGUGCCAGCUCGGUCGUUCUUGCCGCGACUGCGGGCGCGGCGGGUGCCCUUGCGACGGUGGGCGGUGAUGGUGGGGCUGUAUUUCUUGGUUUCGGUUCUGAACAACAUUGCGCUGGGGUACCGGAUCUCGAUUCCAUUGCAUAUUGUGUUCCGGUCGAGCGGGCUGAUGGCGAAUAUGGCGUGCGGGUACGUGGUGAUGGGCAAGCGGUAUCCGGUGAAGCAGGUGGUCGCUGUGCUAAUGGUGUCGGUGGGAGUGGUGGUGGCGACAUUGGCAAGCGUCACACAGCACGAUGCGGAAGGAGCGGAUGAGUCGUUGAUAGGGAUUGCGCUAUUGACCAUGGGCGUGUUCCUGGCGGCCAUGCUGGGGCUGUACCAGGAGACGACGUACAAAAAGUACGGCAAACACUGGCAAGAGGGCCUGUUCUACAACCAUGCGCUGGCACUGCCGAUGUUUGUGCGAGCGCUGAGCAGGUCGCAGCCGGUCAGCCUGGCGACACUGCCGGGCGUAGGAGCGGUGUGCCCAGAUGUUUCAGUGCCGGGCCUGUGGGUGUCGCUGGUGGCGAAUAUUCUGUCGCAGCUGGUGUGCGUGUCGGGGGUGCAUAGAUUGACGUCGAUGUCGUCGUCGCUGACGCUCAAUGUAGUGCUGAAUCUGCGCAAGCUGGUGAGCCUGGUGCUGUCGGUUGUGCUGUUCAAGAAUACUGUAAAUAGCGGCAUGAUUGCCGGCUGCGCGAUGGUGUUUGUGGGCACGUUUGCGUACUCGCAAAUAAAGCCAUUGCCGGCGCAUGUGCAGAUGGGCGCGGGGAAAAGCGACUCGGGUUCGGAGGUUGCUGUUGUCAACCGGCGAGGCGCUGGGAAAAAAUAGAUUUCUUUUUUUUUUU